Molecule: messenger RNA, 1094 nt
Organism: Populus trichocarpa (black cottonwood)
Lineage: Eukaryota; Viridiplantae; Streptophyta; Magnoliopsida; Malpighiales; Salicaceae
Product: ethylene-responsive transcription factor ABI4
Exons: 1
Coding region: 90-1094 (334 amino acids)
Biological process (GO): response to stress; positive regulation of DNA-templated transcription
Cellular component (GO): nucleus
Molecular function (GO): transcription cis-regulatory region binding; DNA-binding transcription factor activity
Source: RefSeq, a predicted model, not a curated record
CAAAGGCUACUCUAUACUUCGACAGAUCAAUAACCAAAGAACGAGGCCCCCUCAGUCUUAAUAAAGCCUUAAAAGCGAUUCACUUUAUAAUGGACAAUUCAUCUCUCUCUCACCCUCCCCAAGAACCCACCACCACCACCACCAAAUUAUCAUCCAAUGAAAAAAGCACCGAUAACAAUACCACCGCAACCACCCCCACUACCGCCACAACAAGUGACACAAACAGUAACAACAACAGCAGUGGCAAUAGCAGGAAGUGCAAGGGCAAAGGAGGACCAGACAACGGUAAAUUUAGAUACAGAGGAGUUAGGCAAAGAAGCUGGGGCAAAUGGGUAGCAGAGAUCCGUGAGCCAAGAAAACGAACCCGUAAGUGGCUUGGAACUUUCGCCACCGCAGAGGACGCAGCACGAGCCUAUGAUCGAGCAGCCUUCAUCCUUUAUGGCUCCAGGGCUCAUCUCAAUUUGCAACCCUCAGGUUCCUCUUCCUCUGCUCAGUCCGGAUCAACUUCUCGCAACUCUACCUCUUCCUCGAGCCAGACUCUUCGUCCUUUGCUCCCUCGUCCCCCUGGGUUUGGUUGUGGCUUUGGUUUCACUUUCUCUCUCUCAAAUCCAAUGGCUUCUCCGUCUGUCACGGCAGCUUCAUCGGGAUUUACUCCAUACGGGGUUAAUUGUUAUUCGAAUAAUGUUGUUGGGUCGGCCUUACAAUGUUCUAGUACUAAUGAAAUGCCAGGGCAAAAUCACCAGCAAGUUAUGUUACAAGGCUAUCUCAUUCAACAUGGGGCUAAUACAACCAACCCCAAUAAUAUAUUUGUUAGUUCUAGUGUAGAUCCAUCAACAACAACCUCGUAUCAAAAUCAUUGUCAUCGUCUGCCGCAGCAUCAUGCGUACGAUGAUGUUAAUGCGUUGGGGGGUUCCGUCGGGUCGAGUUUCUCUCUGUCUGGCAGCAAUACUCCUCCUGUUGUUGCACCAGCGGGUCAUCUUCUGCAGGAUCCGGUAAUGCAUAUUGGACCUGGAUCUCCAUCUGCGUGGAAUGAUGAGGAGUACCCACCGCCUAGUAUUUGGGACGAUGAGGACCCUUUCUUGUUUGAUUUUUGA